GAGCUCUUUAAUUGAAAACAAAAUUUGGUCCAAUGAAUUAGAUUUCCCAGCAUUCCUCAUUCUCAAAGUGAAAACAUUUGAUAAAUACAUUUCAACAGGCAGCCCAAAAUGAUGAAGUGACGUCAUGAACGUAAAUACAAAUCUCAGACCAUAGAUAUUCUUUCCAUUCCACACUUAAAACUUGACUUAUAAGAAUGGACAGCGAAGACGAUAUGAUAUAUGAAGAUGAUGAAUCUCAUGAAGAGGAGGACAGUAAUGAUGAUGAUGACUUUGUGGACAUAGCUAUGGAGCCUGAACCAUCGUCUACAAGCGAGUCAAAAGACCAUGAAGACUAUCCGUUUGAAGUUUUGACAGCAGACAGAAUUGUUCAUGUAAUGGUUGAGUGUAUAAAAGAAGUAAAUGCGGUGGUUCAGAUUCCAUCAACCAUAACAAGAAUUUUGUUAAACCAUUUUAGAUGGGACAAGGAAAAGCUGAUGGAAAGGUACUAUGAUGGUGAUCAGGACAGCUUGUUUUCUGAGGCCCAUGUUGUAAGUCCAUACAGAAAAGAUGCCUCAAGACAGGCUAAGAGAAACACCCGAGGUUCAACUGCCUCCACAUCCAGUGAGAUCAUGUGUGAAAUCUGCUGUUUUACAAAACCUGCAAAUGAAAUGACAGGGUUAGAGUGUGGUCACAAGUUCUGCUCCCUAUGCUGGAUGGAUUAUCUGACCUCAAAGAUUGUUGAUGAGGGUAUGGGACAGACUAUAGCAUGUGCGGCCUUUGGUUGUGAUAUUCUAGUUGAUGAUGUCACUGUCAUGUUAAUUACUUUUGGUUCCAGCAGGUUAAAAGUUAAGCAAGUACCUAUUAAUUACUUUUAUUUGCUUUUAUUUCAGUGUAAUAAAUUAUUACGUUGGUGCCCAGCCCCUGAUUUGUGGCCCAACGUUGUUAAAGUAAAAAUAUUUUGUUUGAAAAAAUUUGUACAGUGGCUUUGUGACAAAACAUUCUGUUUUGCAUGUGGAGAAAAUUGGCAUGACCCGGUGAAAUGUAUGUGGUUGAGAAAGUGGAUACGAAAAUGUGAUGAUGACAGUGAAACAUCCAACUGGAUAGCUGCCAACACAAAGGAGUGCCCUAAAUGCCAUGUGACCAUUGAGAAAGAUGGUGGAUGUAAUCACAUGAUUUGCAAGAAUCAAAACUGCAGGGCAGACUUUUGCUGGGUGUGUUUGGGACCCUGGGAACCUCAUGGAUCUUCCUGGUACAAUUGCAACAGAUUUGAUGAGGAUGAGGCAAAGAAAGCCAGAGAUAGUCAAGAAAAAUCUCGUUGUCACCUACAGAGGUAUCUAUUUUAUUGUAAUAGAUACAUGAAUCAUAUGCAGAGUCUCAAAUUUGAGAACAAAUUGUAUGCAUCAGUUAGAUUGAAAAUGGAAGAAAUGCAGCAACAUAGCAUGUCAUGGAUUGAAGUACAGUUCCUUAAGGUCGCUGUCGAUGUACUAUGUAGCUGUCGACAGACUCUCAUGUACACAUAUGUAUUUGCUUUCUAUCUGUCAAAAAACAACCAGUCUAUCAUAUUUGAGGAAAACCAGAAAGACUUGGAACAUGCCACUGAACAAUUAUCAGAGUACUUGGAGCGUGACAUAACCUCUGAACUUCUUGUUGAUAUUAAACAGAAAGUACAGGACAAAUACAGAUACUGUGAAAGCAGAAGAAAGGUUCUGUUAGAUCAUGUACAUGAGGGAUACGAGAAGGAACAAUGGGAAUACCAAGAAGUAUUGUGAUAGCAAUUAUCUCCCUUAGUUACUAUUUAUAGACAAUUGAAUACAUUUCAUUCAUGUUACUUCUUAAUUUUGCAAGAACCAAAAUAUCUGGAACGAACGUCAUGAUAAUUUUUUAUUUAUUUUUUUGUAAACAUGUAAAUCUCAUGAAUUAUUGUUAGUAAAAAUGAAGCAUGUACUUUCUGCUUGUCUUUUAAGUUUUAUCAUCAAUAUUUUACUGUUUGCAGAAUGACAGAUAUUUCUGGUAUCAAUAGUAUUUGUUACUUGACAUGGUGUAUGAAUACAUAUAUCUAGUUUUGAUUAUUUAAGUAAUUAUUUAAAUAAUUGAUUCUGAUUAUAAAUUGAAUUCUUCCUAUGUUUGUAAUACAUGAAAUAUAUGAAAUUUUUUACUUAUGAUGAAGCAUUGUUUAAGAAUAUGGACUCUAGGAUAAAGGUAGAGUGUUCAUGUAAUGAUUGGCAUUUAUCACAAGUUUAUUGUCAGACCAGCCUGUCCACCCUGCAUUCUGACAAAGGCUCUUUAUAAACCUGGUAUUUUAUAUGAAAAUCCCUCAAACCACUAAUACACUCUUCCAUUUCACAGCAGGGCAAUUUCAUUUUACAAAAGAGGCAGUUUAUGGCUUAAGACUUUUAAAGGGACUUCAAUGAGGUUUAUUGACAUUAUUGACAAUUUCUUUUUACAAUUUGAUGUGGGUCUAUACCAAUAAAUUGUGGACAAAAUUUCAGAUCAUUAGCUGGCACCUUUUUUUCUACAAUAAUCCUUUAUAUUGUGCCAAAUGACCCAAAAACGAAAAUUUAAAGGUAUUGAACUCAAAUCAAGCUAAAAAUCAUGCUAAGUAUUGACUUUUUAUUAAAUUCUGCAUAUAUUUCUGAAUUGUCUUUUUCAUAUUUGUCUGUUUUAGUAUCCAAUACCAUGUGAUCUUAAGUGAGAUUUUCAUAUUUUAUGUUUUUAGACUUUGGACCUCAGUGGAGUCCUUUUAAUGUUUUUUGUUGAUUUUUUUUUUAAUAGACAGUUAAUAUGUUGCUAUGAAUAAAAUAAGACAUACUGAAAAUGGCUGCCCUGAACAGAUGUGCGUGACCACUGAAAGUUGUGUGCUCUGUUAUGAUAUAGACCAUUGUUUCAAGGCUUAUAAAAGAUGCUGCAUUUCAUGUUAGUUGUUUCAUAAAAUUUAGAAGCAAAGAAGUGUCAAUAUUUGUAAUAAUUUGCUUAGGUAAGAACCAAUUGACUUCUUGUUUUAAAGAGUCUUGGUAUAAAAGAGGGGUCUAAGUAACUUAGUGAAUAUGUCAGUCAUUGACUUCAGGCUUUGAUUAAGAUUAAAAUUAGUGUAAGCAUAGAAACAAUUUGUGCUAAUUCAUGUAAACUCUGUUAGCAGUACUUGAUGUCAUUGAAAUAUUAACUUUUCAAUAUAACAUUUUUAUAUGUUUAGCAAAGAGAAAGAAUGACCAGGUUAAUAUACAACAUUAAAAUCACUGAAAAUUCUUCAGAAUUAUGUUUAAAAAAUUAAAACAUGCAUAAUUUAUGUGUUUCUUAACAAUUUAGACUUUGUAUUUGUAGAAAUUUAAAUAUUUUAAGGUUUAACUUGGUGUACAAAGUAUUGGAACCUUUCUAAAUAAUAAACAUUGUGGUAUACUGUGCCAUAUAUGGUUGAUUAUCCUGGUUAUAGUAUACACAUUUCUCUUGGGUAUAUACCACAUAUAUCAAGGUUUUUACAUAAACAUUUUCAAAGAAAAAUUCUAUUGAUACUUUACUUAUAACAUGUAUCUCUGUAAUGUCUAACACUCUGUUUUGUCAAACACUUUGUUAUGUCAAACACUCUGUUAUGUCAAAUGCUCCUUGUUAGCUCUGUGAAUAGGACUUUACAAUUUUGCUGCUUUCAAGACAGAUAUACACUUUUCACACAGUUUGCCUGCAAGGCUAGUUAUGGUAACAUGUUUAUUAUCUUUUAUGAGCUGGUUGAUAAAUAAUAUUAUAUUUACUAUGUGCAUUUUCUUCAAUUGUGUAACUAAAGAACAGCAUGCUUAUUUUUGUGGUGAAAAAAGACUAGAAUUAUUAUUCUGGCAUUGAAUAGGUUUAAAUGUAUGGAAUCUUAUUGCAGGUUUUUAAAUGGUUAAAUUCAUUCUUUGCUAAUAUAAUUGAAGAUAGUAUACAGAAAUGGGUGUUUUCUAACAUUUCUGAUUAUUACAUCAUAGAUCUUGGAAUAAUAAAUGACUUAAUUAUUUCAUGUAGUAUUUGUAACAGGUAUUGUAUAAAAUGGUUUUAAGUUUCAUUAUUUUGUAUACAAGCUCCACCACAACACCUAAAUAUUUCAAGAAAUGAUGUUAAUAAAAUAAAAAAAUGAACAUGUGCUCAUUUAUCUACAAACCCUUAAAAUAAAAAUGAAAUAUAUUUUGCAAGAGAUUGUGGUGUUGUGUUAACCUAGUUUAAAAAGUACCCAUAAACAUGUUUAAUAAUCAAGACUGUCUUUGUAAAAUUGUGUUUAGGAAAUGACCAUCUAGAUAUCAAAACAACAUAAAAGUUUACUAGUAGAUUGUAAAGUUCAAUUGGUCGUCUCUUCCAAGGAAUAGUUUCCACCAAUCAAAAAAAGAAAUGUAAAGAAAAAAGGCACAGGCAGAAAAUUCUGUCUGUUUUAGCAUUGUCAUCACUUUGAUGAAUGAGAACCAUCGAAGUGCAACAAAAAAACAAGAACAUUCCUUUAGUCUUAACAGACAAGUUCAUUUUGACCACAAUCUGCGUGUACUCAGAGUAGAGUAUAUAUUUAGUACAAAUAUUUUAUGUAGAAUUGUCAUAUACUUCAUCAAUACCUAAACCUUUCUUCAAAAUCAUUUUAUGUUUUGUUUCACAAAGAAUACAUUUUUAUUAGUUUAAAACUACAUUUUUCUGUUUGAAAAAUUUCAGAAAUGUUGAAUAGAUUAUGUUUUGGUUUUAUUUUUAUUGGAUAUACAUUUUAUCAAUAGCUACCGGCCUGCCAUGUUGUUAUAAACACUUGGAUUCAUAUUGUGUCAGCUAAAGUCUGAAAUUUAGACACAGACUGCAAGUUGCUUAAUAUUUUAUUGUUACAAAAAUACUCAAAUUAUAAUGAAUUAUACUACAGAAAUGUUGGGAUGUAGAAACACAAACUAAAAGCCUCUAUGGCCAAAGUCCCUAACUUUUAUCACUUGCCCCUAAACACUAUGAGUUUUAAAAUCCUGAUAGAAAUCGGGAAUUUUCCGUCUUAUUAAAAACAGCUAAAUUAUGCAGUCCCUGUCUAACUUUUGAGGCUUUUGCUGUAGAUGAAUUAUGAGUGCUGACCUGUGACAUUGAGUAUUUAAAGUGUAAUUUUAUUAUGUGAUGAUACUAGGUUUAUAGCAUUAAGUUUAAAUUUUGUGUGUGUUUUACUCGAUUUAAUGCUUGGUUAUGUAAAUAAUAUGUUUUGAAUGUUUGAAAAAUUUUAUUGUAUAGGAAUAGACGUUGAUAUGAAUUGUUUCUUGUUUUAUUUGUUUUAAUGCAGUAUGAAAUACAUGUAUUUGGAAAGCUGAUUUAGCAGACAAGCAAGUGUUUGUAAUGCUUAUUUGUUAAGGUUAUCAAUCAGUUACAAGAGUUGAUUAAUUUUCAGCAUGUAAUGUACAUGUGUAUAUUUUUCAAGAUUUCUCUCAAACUGGAGAGAAUUGAUCCAGCAUGGUAAGCUAACUUAGUAGAGGGGGAUUCACCCAUAAUCUGCUUAAACAGUGAUAAGCCUUUACCACCCUGGCCAACCAGCAUUAUUGUGUGCAGUAUAAUAUGACUUUAUAUUGUUGGCUGACUAACUUGUAAUUUCUUAACAUUCCCAAAAUUGAUAAUGGAUUGUACUGAUGGAAAGUGUCAAAAAAGAAGCUGGACAAGUCCAUUCUAGAAAUCCAGCAGGUUUAGGAUUAAAUGACUGUGUGUAUUUUGGGUUAAUCCUGCUACUUUUUUGGUUAAAUAGACUGGUGAAUGUAAAUGCAAAAAUAAUUUGGUCACAGUCUAUAACCAAGUCUGCUUCCUGUUUUCACACUGAAGGUACAUAAAUCUGAAGUACGGUAGUAGGUGCUUGUAAUCACAACAUCUGGUACACGUUGAAUUGUAUAAGCUUGCAAGACAUGGUUCAGUGAUUUCGUUUACCCACUGUGAUAUCAUGUGCAGUGGCAGUAAAAAUUACAUGGAUUUGAGAAAUCUGCUCAUUUCUAUUGCCUUACUAUGCUAUCUUUAACAACAUGUUUUAUGUUGGGUAACUCCAUAAAAAUAUACUAAAAGCUAAAAACUAUACUCUGAAUAUAAGGUAUGAUGGGCAAAUCCAUUAUUUAAAUUUAGCAGGGUUUAUAUAUAAGUCAUGUUAAAAUGUUUGUUUAUCAGUGCAAUGUAUUGAUUUUAAAUCAUUAUUGUGCAAAAUUUGGAUCUCAGUACUUUGAAUAUUUAUGCUAAUAUGUUGAAAAACAAAAUAUCUUAAAAGCUUUUGGUCAUGUAUAUAGUAAAUUAGGAAAAUAAAUGUUAAUUGGACAAAAAUCUUGUAUGUCUGAGUGUUAUCAACUUGUAUCUAAAAUGUAAAACAUUUGGAAAAUUGUCAAAGCAUACUUAUUUCAAGUUUCCAAAUUGUAUAACUUGUCCAAGUUGGGAACAAAUAUUGGAGACAAUUACUUGGUUGAUGAGAAGAUAGGAAAUAUGUAUCCAAAUGUAUGAUUUUUCCACAAUUAUUAUGUAUAAUGGAAAUUUUAUUGUACCUUUUAACAAAAAUUUGAGGAAACUUUAAGGGAUUAUUUCUCUUGUAAAGGCAUUACUCAAGAUGAAUUAAAGAUGAAAAUGAAAUAUUACAUUUAAUCAUUUCUUGCUAAUGUACAUUAUGACAUAGUGAACUGUCGGUGUCGCAACUUGUCAAUGUUUUAUAUCAUUGCAUCAUCAUAAUUUACAGAUUUUGCUUAAUUCAGCGCUUGUUUAUUAUUUGUGUAUACAUACAGUUUAUGAAUGGUUGCUUGGAUAUAAGGGAUUUUGCACUGUGCAUCUUUUGUUUAUAUUGUAAAAUAACUACUCCAAAUAAAGGAAUACUGUUUUCAUA
Messenger RNA from Ruditapes philippinarum (Manila clam), 6787 nucleotides. Its product is annotated as E3 ubiquitin-protein ligase arih1-like. Bases 195 to 1748 code for a protein of 517 amino acids. The record is from RefSeq and is a predicted model, not a curated record. NCBI's taxonomy places the organism in Eukaryota, Metazoa, Mollusca, Bivalvia, Venerida, Veneridae. Gene Ontology annotation, molecular function: ubiquitin conjugating enzyme binding; zinc ion binding; ubiquitin protein ligase activity. Gene Ontology annotation, cellular component: nucleus; cytoplasm; ubiquitin ligase complex. The transcript has 15 exons. Gene Ontology annotation, biological process: protein polyubiquitination; ubiquitin-dependent protein catabolic process; positive regulation of proteasomal ubiquitin-dependent protein catabolic process.